UAGAGGGUUUCAUUUUAGCAGACAAUGCAUAAUGUCUGUCUACUCCUGGACAGAUCAUCUUCAUUUGAUAAUGCAGAUAUUGGAAGUGCUAAAAAUAUAACUUCUCCAAGCAAGUAAUCAAACACGAACACGUGCCUGUGCAGAUGAAUAUGUAUGGUCCAUGAGUUUGUGAUUAACACUCAGUGCUUAUUCUCCUAACACGUGUAAGAAGCAGGAAGACCUCAAUGAGACAAAGGUGUGGUACAAUCACAUCAGCAAAGUUAUUAGCUUUCUGGACAGCUUUUUUCCAUUAUGUAAAAGCUGUGUUUGUAUUAGGAUAGCAGUCAGACACACCAGUGUGAGGAUUACAGUUGGUUUUUACAUAAUGGAUUAUCCAGAUUAAGUGUUUUAUUCAGGCACACGAGCAAAAAUAACCAAUUAGUGACUUUGCAGAUUCGUUAUUUAAAGGCAGCUGGAGGGCGAUUGACACAAAACCCUCCUGCUGACUGCAGCCCAAAGACUGAAGCAGAGUAGUCUCAGGGAUCUCCAGCACCUCUAUCCAACAGAAUGAAAUAUGCACAAUACGUUUUCCUGGCAUCAAUCUUCUCCACGGUUGAAUAUAGCCUAGCUCAGACCUGUGCAGUGGACUCUUUCUCCGUGAAAGAUAAUUUUGAUCCAAAAAGGUAUGCAGGGAAAUGGUAUGCCUUGGCCAAGAAGGAUCCAGAAGGCCUUUUCCUUCAGGAUAACAUCUCUGCUGAAUACACCGUUGAGGAAGAUGGCACAAUGACAGCAUCUUCCAAGGGCCGGGUGAAGCUUUUUGGGUUCUGGGUAAUCUGUGCUGACAUGGCUGCUCAGUACACAGUGCCAGACCCGACCACUCCUGCAAAGAUGUACAUGACGUACCAGGGCCUGGCGAGCUAUCUGUCCAGUGGUGGGGACAACUACUGGGUGAUUGACACCGACUAUGAUAACUAUGCCAUUACUUACGCCUGCCGCAGCCUGAAGGAGGACGGCUCCUGCGAUGAUGGCUACUCCCUGAUCUUCUCUCGCAAUCCCCGUGGUCUGCCCCCUGCCAUCCAGCGCAUCGUGCGCCAGAAGCAGGAGGAGAUCUGCAUGUCUGGCCAGUUCCAGCCUGUGCUGCAGUCAGGAGCCUGCUAAGAGUACAUUUCUCAUUCUAUCCCUGAGCACAGAAGCCAGACCUCUUGGUACUGAAGCUGCCACUCAGCUAAUAAAUCAUAGUAGUGUGUUUUCUCUGAAAAACACAUGAAAAUGUUGGGGAUUUUGUAAACCGUGUGCAGUACAGUAGUGGUAUCUGAAUUUUCGAGGUAAUACCUAAUGUGGCAUUUGUCAAUAAAAGUUUUUUAAAAACCCA
Messenger RNA from Coturnix japonica (Japanese quail), 1351 nucleotides. Its product is annotated as purpurin. Gene Ontology annotation, molecular function: retinol transmembrane transporter activity; retinoid binding. The record is from RefSeq and is a predicted model, not a curated record. NCBI's taxonomy places the organism in Eukaryota, Metazoa, Chordata, Aves, Galliformes, Phasianidae.